CGCUAGAAGCAGCUUGUUCGAAAAUGUUCCGAAACUGUGAAAACAUGCAUUAGCAUGUUGUAACGAGUCAUCAUCAAUCUACAAUCAAAACACAACAGCUUUUUCCGCAGACCGGUGGAGUACCUAACAACGAUCUUAUUACCGGAGAAAAAAAGAAUGUCAUCGUUGUAAUCGACGCACAUAUCAAAAAAUAUUGCCGCACUAUAAACGUACCAGAUCCGCUGAGAGGGCUGUUCAGUCAAUUAAAAAUCGUGAAAGCAAAUGGUUCGUAAUCUACCCCGAAAAGUGUGCCAGAUUUAAUUCGUGAACUUCGAAUCUUACGAGUGCUUGGUGCCGGUGACGUGGGAGUUUGGGAUACUGAAUGGAAGUGACCUGAAUUAGUGCAGUUUGGUGUAGUUUUGUGAAUACGUGAAUUUUAGUUUAACACACAUUGGCACUCAAUAAGUAAUAUUGUGAUUGAUUUGAAGGGUGAAACUGUGUAAUGACGUUUGAAGAUUUCUGCGGAGGUCCCUUUUGGGACGACAGCCUAACAUGGCGAUCAGAGGAUCCCGAUCUAACAUUCUGCUUCCAAAGGAUAAUUCUGCAAUGGGUUCCCUGCUUCUUCUUGUAUGUGUUUUCCGUCUACGAAGCGUACAGGCUAGCAACGAGUCACUAUCGGGACAUCCCUUGGAAUUGGAUUAAUUGCUCUAAAAUUGCUAUUUCAUGUAUUCUGAUGAUACUUUCGUGGAUCGAUUUGGGAAUGGUUGUUAACGAACAAACGGAUGUGUUUGACGUUCAAAUACUUGUAGCGAUCUUCAAUGCGAUAGCUUAUAUCACCACCAUCGUGCUCUAUUAUUUCUUCCGUAAGUACGGCAUUCGUACCUCCGGAACAAUCUUCAUCUUUUGGUUCCUCAAGGCGUUCCUCGGAAUCGUACAAAUAAGAACGGAGGCAAUAAACCAUGCACAACGGGACUCCCCUAUCGGCUCAAGUGACACCGUGGUCUUCGCCGAGUAUCAGUUCGUCAGUUACACUCUACAGUAUUCCCUCAUCUGUUUGAUGGUCCUAAUGGAAACUCUACCGGAUCAAGCGCCACGCUAUAGCGACUUCCCGAAGAAAAAAAAUCCUAGCCCGGAAUUGAAUUCAAGUUUUAUCGUAAAACUACUAUUCCUUUACUUCGAUGCGUUUACCUGGCGAGGAUUCCGCAAACCAUUGACCGAUGACGACAUGUACGAUCUCAAUCCGGAGAACACCUCACGCGAAUUAGUACCGCCGUUCGAUAAGUACUGGUACGAGAGUGUCGAGAAGGCACGACGUAAACAGAUGGCUGCCGAUAAAAAGGAAGGCAAAGUUAAUCUUACUCAAAAACCAUACGCAGCAACUAAUGGUUCGAUUCUACCGGCGAUGAUUAAAGCGUACGGUGGACCAUUCUGGUUCGCUGCUAUGCUACAGUUUUGUUUAUCUGGACUGCAAUUUGCCUCACCUUAUCUUAUGCAAGAGCUGAUGGCCAACAUCGCGAUCGAUGGACCCUUCUGGAUGGGCAUGCUUAUCGCUUUUGCACUCUUCGUAACUGCCUUACUGAUAGCUUUGUUCAAUGGACAAUACUACUUGAACACAACCGUGGUCGGAUACCGCAUUCGAACGGGACUGAUCAGUGCAAUUUAUCGAAAAGCAUUGCGUAUUUCCAGCUCAGCGAAAAAGGAUACCACGGUUGGAGAAAUUGUUAACUUGAUGGCCGUGGACGCACAACGGUUCUUCGAGUUGAUGCCAUAUGUGCAUGUGCUGUGGUCGGCGCCGUUGAUUAUCGCGUUAUGCAUUUACUUGCUGUACGAUAUUCUAGGUCCAGCUGUGUUUGCCGGGCUAGCGGUUAUGGUGGUGAUGACUCCCAUUACUGGAUACAUAGCGGGAAAGAUGAAGAGCCUUCAGGUGCAACAAAUGCGCAUCAAGGAUGAACGAGUCAAACAAAUGAACGAAAUUUUAAGCGGUGUUAAAGUGCUCAAGUUGUACGCUUGGGAACCCAGUUUUGAAAAGCAAAUUAUCGACGUACGGUUAAAAGAAAUUAAGAUUCUUAAAAGUGUGGCAUACUACAAUGCGGCUACCUUCUUUUCUUGGAGCAUGGCACCGUUCCUGGUUACGCUUGCCUCGUUCGCCGUCUACGUUAUGGUUGACGAAAAUAAUGUCCUUGACCCACAAACUGCAUUUGUUUCGCUAGCGUUGUUCAAUGUUUUACGAUUCCCACUCGCUUUGUUUCCCAUGAUGAUCACGUUCGCGAUGCAGGCUUGGGUGUCAAUAAAACGAAUAAACAAAUUCAUGAACAGCGAAGAGAUAGAUCCAAACAAUGUGACUAACAACCGAAGCGAAAAUGCACUGUUAAUUAAGGACGGUACGUUCUCCUGGGGAGAUGAGACACCAACGCUGAAGAACAUCAACUUAGCUGUGAGCAAGGGAAAACUUUCCGCGGUAGUUGGAAGUGUCGGAACAGGAAAAAGUUCACUGAUAUCCGCCUUGUUAGGAGAGAUGGAAAAAACUAAAGGCACAGUCAAUACAGAUGGGCGAAUUGCGUUCGUGCCGCAGCAGGCGUGGAUUCAAAAUGCGACACUUCGAGAGAACAUUCUGUUCGGGAGAGGAUUUGAUGCUCAGAAGUACGAUCGUGUGCUUGAAAGUUGUGCUUUGAAACCUGAUCUGGCUAUGCUUCCUGGUGGAGACUCAACGGAAAUCGGUGAAAAAGGAAUUAACCUAUCGGGUGGACAAAAGCAGCGUAUUGCCUUAGCCAGAGCAGUGUACGCCGAUGCGGAAAUCUACCUGUUCGAUGAUCCUCUCAGUGCAGUUGACGCUCAUGUCGGUAAACACAUCUUCGAAAAAGUAAUUGGACCACAAGGAAUGUUGGUUGGUCGGUCACGGCUCCUGGUCACUCAUGGAAUAUCCUUCCUACCGUACGUGGAUGAGAUUUUCGUCAUGAAGGAUGGAGAAAUCUCCGAAAGUGGUACCUACAAGCAACUGCUCGACCAAAAAGGUGCAUUUGCAGAAUUUCUCAGUCAACACAUACAAGAACUGGAUGAGGAAGAUGAUGAGCUGCAAAUCAUUCAGGAAGUUUUGAACGACGAUGUCAUUCGGAAUAUCGUCCAACGGACACAGUCUGUUCGAUCGAAUAGGUCCAACGAAAGCGGUGGAAGCAAACGGAGAAAGAAGAUCAGCCGUCAAGAAUCUCGCAUGAGUAACAGACCGCAAGUGCCACAAGCUGCUGCGGCAGUUGGAACUGUACUGAUCCAGAAGGAAGAAUCCGCCACUGGAGGAGUUAGUUACUUAGUCUAUAUGAAAUACUUCAAAGCAAUAGGAUGGAAUCUAGCAUUCUGGUCCAUUUGCUUCUGCAUACUUAAUCAAGCAUCGGCAUUAUAUGGCAACAUAUGGUUAACCGAUUGGUCUGAGGAUCCUAAAGCUGCCACCGAUCCGUCUGUUCGUGAUAUGUAUCUUGGGGUUUACGGUGGCCUCGGGGGAUUACAGUCGAUUGCUUUACUGAUUGCAUCGAUUACUCUAGCACUCGGGUGCCUGAACGCAGCCAAUAGAAUGCACAACAAUUUGCUGGAAAGCACACUACGAAUGUCGAUGUCUUUCUUCGACACCACACCACAAGGUCGCAUCAUGAAUCGCUUCUCCAAAGACGUAGAUGUAGCAGAUAACACCCUCCCCAGUUCAAUUCGAUUGUGGUUGCAGAUGUUCUUCAAUGUGGUUGGCGUGUUCAUCGUGAUCGGCAUUUCCACACCAAUCUUUCUAGCAGCUGUGCCGGUGUUCCUCAUCAUUUACUAUAUAAUUCAAAAACUUUACAUUGCCACCUCUCGCCAGCUGAAACGACUGGAAUCCGUCACCCGAAGUCCGAUUUACUCACAUUUCGGCGAAAGCAUUACUGGGCAGUCGACUAUUCGCGCCUAUGGCGAACAAAAACGUUUUACUGUUGAAUCUGAACAACGGGUGGACUAUAACCAGUUGAUGUCGUAUCCUAGUAUAAUUGCGAAUCGAUGGUUGGCGAUACGGUUAGAGAUAAUUGGGUCACUGGUAGUUUUUCUCGCAGCAUUGUUUGCCAUGCUAAGUCGUGAUACUAUCGGAUCCGCUACGGUAGGAUUAUCAAUCACGUAUGCACUAAAUAUUUCCACUGUCCUGAGUUUCCUAGUGCGGAUGACCGCUGAAGUAGAGACGAAUAUCGUAGCCGUUGAACGUUUGGAAGAAUACACUGUAUUACCUCGAGAAGCAGAUUGGAAUAAAGGAACCGUCGAUAAAUCUUGGCCUGAUCAAGGGAAGGUAGAAUUCGCUGAUUAUAAAAUUCGUUACCGGGAUGGUUUGGAUCUUGUUAUCAAGGGCAUUUCAUUGAGAGUCGAAGGUGGAGAGAAGAUUGGUAUAGUAGGCAGGACGGGUGCAGGCAAAUCUAGUCUGACUUUAGGAUUGUUCCGUAUAGUAGAAGCGGCUGGAGGAAAGAUUGUAAUCGAUGGUUUGGAUAUCUCGCAGAUGGGACUUCAUCAGUUGCGAAGCCGUCUCACGAUAAUACCUCAAGAUCCUGUGCUGUUUUCUGGAUCGCUACGUAUGAAUGUGGAUCCGCUCCGAAGCUACUCGGACGACCAAGUUUGGAGGGCUCUAGAGUUAUCUCAUCUCAAAUCAUUUGUAAAAGGAUUGACGGCAGGUUUAGAGCACGAAAUAGCAGAGAAUGGUGAGAAUCUAUCUGUUGGUCAACGGCAGCUGAUUUGUUUAGCGAGAGCCAUCCUUCGAAAAACUAAAGUUCUCAUACUGGAUGAGGCAACGGCGGCAGUCGAUUUGGAAACUGAUGAUCUAAUUCAGAAAACAAUUCGAUCGGAAUUCGCCGAUUGUACCAUUCUGACCAUUGCCCAUCGACUGAAUACAAUUUUGGACUCGGAUCGAGUAUUGGUGCUCGACAAGGGCCUCGUAGCUGAAUGUGAUAGCCCGCAGAAGCUGUUAGCCGACAAAAACUCUAUAUUCUAUGGUAUGGCGAAGAAUGCGGGAAUCGUGAGCUAAUCAAAUCAGAGAGCUAGGGAUUGGAAUCUCGACUGGGAAAAUACAGCGGUAUAUUUUCGAUCCUUCAUCAUGUAUGGAAUACGCGGGCCAACAUUCCGGUACAUCGUAGAUUAGGUUAGAGGCUAAUAGUUCAAAUAUUUUGAAUUCA
Molecule: messenger RNA, 5144 nt
Organism: Wyeomyia smithii (pitcher-plant mosquito)
Lineage: Eukaryota; Metazoa; Arthropoda; Insecta; Diptera; Culicidae
Product: multidrug resistance-associated protein 1-like
Exons: 5
Coding region: 482-4996 (1504 amino acids)
Biological process (GO): transmembrane transport
Cellular component (GO): membrane
Molecular function (GO): ABC-type transporter activity; ATP hydrolysis activity; ATP binding
Source: RefSeq, a predicted model, not a curated record